Lodderomyces oxycetoniae is the source of this 1596-nucleotide messenger RNA. RefSeq names its product protein serine/threonine phosphatase (gene PPT1). The record is from RefSeq and is a predicted model, not a curated record. Gene Ontology annotation, molecular function: protein binding; hydrolase activity. The transcript has a single exon. Lineage: Eukaryota; Fungi; Ascomycota; Pichiomycetes; Serinales; Debaryomycetaceae. The coding region runs from base 1 to 1596 and encodes 531 amino acids.
AUGACGAAGGCGCGAGAAGAUGCUGUGAAGCUCAAGGAUCAGGGUAAUCAGUAUUUGAAGGAAAACAAGUAUGAAGAAGCGAUAGAGUCAUAUACAAAAGCUAUAGAGCUAGAUCUGGAAAAUGCCAUAUUCUACUCUAAUAGAGCACAAGCUCAUAUCAAGAUGGAGAGUUUUGGCUCGGCCAUACAGGAUUGCGAUGCAGCUAUUUCUCUUGAUCCGAACUUUAUGAAAGCGUACUACAGGAAAGGUGUUGCGCAAAUGGCUAUUUUAAAAACAAAACAGGCACAACAGAACUUCAAGUUAAUAUUGACAAAGUUACCCAACGAUAAGUUGACAUUGGAAAAUUAUAAAAGAUGUACGAAUCUUUUAAGAAGACAGGCUUUUGAAAACGCGAUUGCGGGAACUGAUCAUACUCUGGUAUUGAAUUCAAUCGAUUAUGAAGGCAUACAAGUGGAGAAGUCGUGGGAGGGCCCAAGCUUGGAUAUAACUACAAGAAAAGAGUCAAAGAGUAAAGACGCAAGCAGGGACGUUUUGGUAGAUAUUAAAGGAUUAGAUCACCUGUAUCUAAAGUAUAUGAUCAAAUUAUUCAAGGAAGGUGGGAAAUUACCCAAAAAGCAUGUGUUUGCCAUCAUAUCCAAAGUUAACGAAUUGUUGAAGAAUGAGAAAUCAAUGGUGGAGGUUUCACUCAAUCACAGCCAAAUAGGAAGGGCUAGCAAUUCUGACGACGAGAUUGUUGGAGGGAAAAAGUUGACAGUGGUUGGUGAUACGCAUGGUCAGUUUUAUGAUGUUUUGCAUUUAUUUGAAAAAUUUGGUCACGUUUCGGAAGACCAUGUGUUUGUUAUAAACGGAGAUUUUGUUGAUCGUGGUUCAUGGUCCACGGAAGUUGCAUUGUACUUUUACGUGCUCAAAAUACUUUUUCCCAAGUCGAUUUUCAUUAAUAGAGGUAAUCAUGAAACCAGUGACAUGAACAAGACAUAUGGUUUUACGGAUGAAUGUGAAGCUAAGUACUCAAAAAAGAUUUUUGACGCUUUUAGUGAGUCUUUUGGGGCAUUACCCUUGGCUACUUUGAUUAAUAGAGAGUACUUGUGUCUUCAUGGGGGACUUUUUUCAAAUGAUAAAGUAACGUUACAGGAUAUCAAGUCCAUAGAGAGGUUUAGCUCGAUCCAACCAAAGGAAGGUGUUGCCACAGAGAUGCUCUGGACGGACCCCCAGGAAAUCAAUGGUAGAGCGCCUUCGAAAAGAGGAAUUGGUAUUCAAUUUGGUCCAGAUAUAACAGAACGUUUUUGCAUGUCUAAUAAGAUUCGUAAAAUUUUGAGGUCUCACGAAGUGAGAAUGGGGGGUGUUGAGUUUGAGCAAAAUGGAAGGUUAAUCACUGUAUUCAGUGCUCCCAAUUAUUGCGAUUCCACGGGGAAUUUGGGAGGUGUUUUGCAUUUUGAGGAAAACCCCAAUUACGAUCCACUAAAGGAUGAAGGAGAAGGAUAUAGAAAGGUUGAUGAUGAUAAUUGUCCGUGGAUAUUAACUACAGAGACUUUUGAGGCUAGCCCUCAUCCAGAUAUAAAGCCAAUGGCUUAUUCAAAGGGUGCUUUUGGAUUUUAA